This is a messenger RNA of Rana temporaria (common frog), 891 nucleotides long. RefSeq names its product splicing factor, proline- and glutamine-rich-like. NCBI's taxonomy places the organism in Eukaryota, Metazoa, Chordata, Amphibia, Anura, Ranidae. The record is from RefSeq and is a predicted model, not a curated record. The transcript has 2 exons. The coding region runs from base 388 to 750 and encodes 120 amino acids.
UGAGACGUUGUUGUUGUUUUAUCUUCUCCUGAACCUGAUAGCGUCUCUGCCGGGUUCUGUGAUUGGUUCUCCGGCGCUUGUCACUUUCCUCAGAUUUUUGUUGAAUGUAAAUCUUUCCUUUUCCUGUCUUGCUGAUCUCCUGCAGCCUCUUUCAGACACUUCCUGUCUCCGUCAGCGGCAGAUCGUUGCUCCGGCUCACUGAUGGAGACAAACGAUCGACCAAAACUGCCCAAUGUGUGUCUGCACAGCCACCGGGGGAGGGACCAUAUAACAGGAAGUGCAGAACAAGGACCUCCAUGGCGGGAUCUCCGGGGAUCAUGAAUCCCGUUCUUGUAUAUUCUAUUCAUGGUCAUCCUUUCUCUCCCCCCAAUACAGGUGUGAAGCAAGAUGGAGGAGACCCCGCGCCACGUGCCUCCCGCCUCCCCAGUGAAGCUUCAGGCCGUCGUGCCUCCAUUGCCCGCUCAGUCAGACUUUGUGGAGGUUGACUUGAACUCUCCUCGGCCUCCAUGGGGUGUCGUGGUUCCUCCUGCAGGGUCUGGAGAUCAUCUUCUUCCUCCUCAGAACUUUUACCCCCCCGGGAGCCACAAUGCCAAGGUGGCCUCAAAUCCAGAACUUUCCAAACCCUCGGCACCAAUCAGAAGAUCCCACAAGGUGGAAACCUCCGCUGACCCCCCUCAGCCCAGAGAAGGUCCUCCAAGGGGUGAAGGACGAGACCAGACAAGUGGCGGUAAGUUCACCCCAAACAUUUAGACCUCACAGAAGCACCACAGGUUCCAGCAAUCCUACAGAUUAGAGGAGGAGCCCCCUGGAGGAGGGAAUUGCCCCCAUUGUUUAGGCCGGGCUGCUAGAAAAUUUACCUGCCAGGUGUAGUUGCCUCGGCCAAUUGAUUUC